GCUGUCUUUGUUUAUCGAAACCAAAUAUUGGGGCAUCAAGCUGACUUUUUGAGUUCGGCCAUAUUUGUAGGCGUAUAGUUGUUCUGAUUCAAAGAUGACAGAACGAGAGGCUCUUGUAUAUCGUGCUAAAUUAGCUGAGCAGUUGGAAAGAUAUGAUGAGAUGGUUGAUGCAAUGAAGGAAGUUGUAGAGAUGGCAGAGGAGUUGACAGUUGAGGAACGUAAUCUACUUUCAGUUGCAUACAAAAAUGUCAUUGGGUCUCGGCGAUCAUCAUGGCGUGUGUUUAGCGCUGUUGAACAGACAGAAGGGAAUCGAGGUAAUGCUGAAAAGCAAGCUUGUGCCAAGAAAUUUCGUGAAGUUUUGGAAUCUGAACUCGAUCGUGUUUCUAAGGAUAUAUUGGAACUCAUUGACAAGUACUUAAUCAAAAGCGCAACAAAGUCAGACUCUAAGGUCUUUUAUCUUAAAAUGAAAGGCGAUUAUUUCCGUUACAUGGCGGAAUUCUCAGUCGACCCACAACGUCAAAAAGCUGCAGAAGAAAGUAACAAGGCCUACAAAGAAGCUUCUGAAAUUGCCGCAACUCAGUUGUUCCCGACCCAUCCAAUCAGGUUGGGCUUAGCUCUCAAUUACUCAGUUUAUUUCUACGAAAUUAUGAACGAUCCAGACGAAGCAUGUCGUCUUGCACAAACAGCAUUUGAUGAUGCAAUCUCUAGGCUAGAACAUUUGUCAGAAGAAAGCUACAAAGAUUCCACCUUGAUAAUGCAACUAUUGCGAGAUAAUUUAACUCUUUGGACAUCAGAUCCUGAAAGAGAUGACAACGUGAAGAAAGAUACGGAAGAGAAAGCCUAAGAAGUAGACUUAAAGAUUGCUGGUGUUUGCUUACUUGGCCAGAGUUGCUUUUAGGGAUAAUUUAUUGAGUCAUGAAAGUGCACACCAGUAGUGCAGUUUCUCGUUUUACCACUUUAAUCCUUUUUUUUUCUUCUUCAAAUUAUUGCCAAGUUCUCUUAAUAUGCUGGUUCUCAUACUGUCAUGGUUAUAUUCAUUUAGGUAGUCAUUGUUUAUCAUCUUUAACUAUUAUAUACUCUAAAACUUGACGUUUUACUAAUGUCUGUCCUUGAUUUGACAGAUACUUCAUGUUGUUUGAAGCUAUUCUUCAUACUGAGAAUCUGAGCAUGUAAUACUUUGUUCGAGUUAACAUGUAAUGCUUUGAUCUAGAACCUCAUAAAGGAGGUUUUGCGCAUAUUUUAUUUCAGUUUGAAAAAAAAUAUUAUGAAAUCAUUUUGCUUUGUAUUCCUUGAAAACUGAGUUAACCACUUGGUAUAUGGAUCUGUCAAAUAUAAUCAGUUGUUCAUACUUUUGUUGGAAAAUUUAUGCAGAACGCUUAUGGCCGAGAAACACGAUUCUGUUCAAUAUUACCUACAGAAUCUUGUAUGUUCGCCGAGUGUAGUCGAUUACUUCAUAACUUUGAUGUAAGAACAUGAAAUAAAAGACAUUUUAGACGUGCUAAGGUCU
Messenger RNA from Schistosoma margrebowiei, 1507 nucleotides. NCBI's taxonomy places the organism in Eukaryota, Metazoa, Platyhelminthes, Trematoda, Strigeidida, Schistosomatidae. The record is from the annotation of a GenBank genome assembly.